Molecule: messenger RNA, 3784 nt
Organism: Cuscuta epithymum
Lineage: Eukaryota; Viridiplantae; Streptophyta; Magnoliopsida; Solanales; Convolvulaceae
Source: the annotation of a GenBank genome assembly
GGAGUCCGAGAGUCCGCGGCUGAAAAGGAGCUUUUGAAAUAGGGAGCUGCAGCAUGGUCGAGCGCUGAACUGCAACCUAUUUGUGCGGGUCUGCUAGAGUGAUGGUCUUGUAAGUUUAGUUUCUUUAAAAAAAUUGUAGGCCUAUAGCCUGUGUUAGUUUACUUGGUUUUUCUAGUACUCCUUAAGUUUUUGAAGUACCUGGGAAAUUAUUCGCGCCUAGGGCUAGCCUUCAAACUUCCAGAACCAGCCCUCACCCGUAGGUUACUUCUGAGAAACGCAGGUUACGUAUCCUCUUGCUUUGUGAAUCGAAGAUAUCAAAAGAUUCCAUCUUUACUUGUAUUUGUGGUUUCUGCCAAUGAACUUAUUUGUGGGUUACUCUUAUUAGCAUCCAUAAUACACACUUCUAUGAGGUUCUCGAUCGUCUUCGUUAAAUGCUUCAAUUGACCAUCCCAAAGUCUCGAUUCCCACUCUCCACCAUAUUCUGUAGACCCGCCAUCUCAGCUGCUGCCCUCGUGGUUUCUUCCGAGGAGCCGUCAAUCAGCACCCCCUACCCUAUCACUCCUUCCCAAUCUUCCCCUGCCCGAAAUGAAGCUGCCCGAAAAUUACUAUUUCUUUUCAGCGGUCUCUCUGCCAAGGGACUCACUGUCGAGAAAUUAUGCCAUGACCCUAGAUUUGGAGGCUUGCUAUCGAGGGUGAAUGCAUCUGAAGUGGAGAGCAUUGUUGAAUUGUUGAGGCUCAAAAGGCCGCACUUGGCUGUAGACUUCUUCUUCUUAGCUAAAGAGCUUGGUUUCAAGCACUCUGUGUGCUGUCAGCUUAUCGUGGCUCAUGUUUUGGCGGGAAAGCGGCAACUAAGGGAGAUGAGGUCCCUUUUAGAGGAAAUGGUUAAUGAAGAAGGAUCUGGUUCUGCAUAUUCACUUUGUGAGCUGCUUCAGAAUAACUUCGAAAAUUGGGUUUCUUGUAAUGUGGUUUGGAAUAUGCUAGCCUUUUCUUAUUUGAGAUCGGAUAUGGUGGUCGAUUGUCUAUGUGUUCUAUCUAAGAUGAAAGAUUUAAAUGUUGAAGUUUCAAUAAGGACAUACAACAAUUUGCUAUACAAUUUGAGGCACUCUAAUUCUCUGUGGCAUGUCUACAAUGAAAUAAAAGAUUCUGAGGCUUCUCCAAGUGAAUACACAAAAGCUGUAAGAAGAUUUUUUGAUGAGUUGACACAAAAUGGCUUGAUAGAUGACAUUGUUCUGUGGUUGAUCCACAGAUAUGUUAAGUGUGGUGAUGUCAGAGAAGUUGGCCAACUAUGCAGACUUUUAUUGGAGAGAGGAAUCGCUCUAAACACUAUGACAUUUAAUUCUCUUAUAUACGGAUUCUGUAAGGUCAAGAAGCUAGUAGAGGCAAGAAAGUUGAUUGAUGAAAUUUAUGCACGUGGUCUUAUGCCAACUGUUCAAACCUUCACAACUCUUAUGAAUGCAUAUGUUGAAGAGGGGGAUAUAAAAGCAAUGCUUGAUCUGCUUAGUGAAAUGGAGGAAAUAGGCAUAGAACCAAAUUGUGUUACUCGGACAGUGAUUUUAAAAUCUUUUUGUAAUUAUGGGAGGCUUCAAGAAGCUGUUCAGAUAUUAAAGGAUACAUUUGGUAAGGGCCUUUCACCUGAUGAAGUUGCUUUCAACACUGUUAUACGUGGGUUUGCCCAAGCAGGAGAUAUGAGGAUUGCCUUUUGUUUAUACAAUGAGUUGUUAAGGAAUAGUAAUAGCCAGCCUAAUCAUAUAACUUACAACAUUCUAAUUACCGGUCUAUGUAUAUUUUUGGAUAUAAGGGUUGUUGAUACAUUUUUCACCUUUCUUCAAGAUCAGAAUGUGUGUUUAUCAAAACAAGCCUAUACCACUCUUGUAAAAGCACAUUCUGCAAAGGGUGAUGCAAAGAGAGCAAUAGAUCUUUUUGAGCAAAUGAUAGAUACAGGAUAUGAGGUUUCAAUAAGAGAUUACACUGCUGUUAUUAAUAGGUUGUGUAAGCGCCAUUUGAUACAAGGCAUGCUAUAUUUUUUUGGUAUGAUGUUAUCAAGUGGCAUCACAGUUGACAAAAGAAUUCAUUUGGUUAUGCUCAGAGCUUUGCGUCGCAGAAAUGACUACAAGUCCUGGGAUCAGUUUCAUUGUUUGGUGGAUAAAUAUGGCCUAGAUCUGGGAUAAAAUUUAAGGGUCCACAUAAGCAGGAAGGCGUUUUGUCCAAUGGAGGAUAUAUUUGUUCCCUCAGUACAUUGUAUCUCAGGAUUGGGUUCUCUGUGUGUAUUUUGUGGGUGAUAUUAAGGUCAUAACAUCUACCUUUGGAUAUUUUGAAACUAGAAAAGGUUUUAGUUGUUGAGAGAGUGAUUGCAGCCUCUGGAUUGAAGUUUCUCUUGUGGGGACAAUGGAGAAGCGAGGCAUAUCUGGGGCUAGAGGAGGCGAGUGAAUGUGGGAUAUGAAAAUAGUUAUGGAGCUAUCCUUCAUGACUUUAGAUGAACCAACUACUGAUUUUGACAGCAACUCUUCUCACUUGUUACUUAUAUAAAGCUCUUUGCCGAAAAACACUUGCAGGAGUAAAUACAUGCAUGAUGCUUCACCAACCAAGGUGCGGGGAACUUUUGCUUGAAUCAUGUCAGUCUAGUGCCCGUGCUAAAUGUGGUUGGUGAGUAGAAAACAAAACCAACUCAACACAGUGUUAGAGGAUUGAAAAGCCAGGGAUUGACACCAAAUAUUUUAACAUGCCGGAGCACAAAGGUUUCUCUCUCUUCACGCUUGUAAAAUCCUACCGUGAAGCUCUUCGAUCAGAUCAGAAAAAUUCAGAUCAAAUCAGAUCAGAAAGAUUCAGAUCAGAUCACAAUCAUUCAGAUCAGAUCAGAAAGAUUCAGAUCAGAUCAGGAACAUUCAGAUCAGACCAGAAAAGAUCAGAUCAGAUCAGGAACAUUCAGAUCAGAUCAGAAAAGAUCGUUCUCCUUUGCAGCGCAAGUUAUGGAAAUAAAAAAGACACUCUCACCUUAUAAAUAGAGAUUGUUCAGAUGGCAGUAUUUUUCCCGGCUAUUGAUCAAUCUUUUCUAGGUGGCCUCAUCUGUGCUCUAACCUCACCGAGCUGGCUCCCAUUUUUUUCCGUCUUCUCGCGCCAACCGUCCAGGGACAUUCUCUUCUCAUUCCUUGCACUCAUGCAUUCACGAUGUGUUGUUUCUGCCUGAAAGGAACCAAAGGGAUAUGUUUGUGUUAGGAAACAGUUAACAUGAGAAGGCCUAGGAAACAGUUAAAGGUUUCUGGUGGCAGCAAAAUCAGGGGUCGAGUAGCUCAAAAGAUGGAUAAGCACACAGCAUAUAUCUUUGGCCCCAAAAAAAAUAUAUCUUUGGCCCCCAUGAGAAAAUCCAGCUACUUGUAACAUGGUAGUAGUUCCAUUGAGUUAGUAUGUGCUGGAAAGCCCGGUGCACGAAGGCAUCCCGCAAAGUGAGUGUCCGUGGAAGGGUCCCACCACAAGGGUGUAUAUGGGGCAAGCUUUCCCUGUCAUAUGUUUAGUUAAAAAGUUGGAUAAAGAAUGUUUACUUUUUCUCUCUCGACAGUCUUAAGAUCUUGCAUGGAUUAAGGUGUCUAUCAAUACCUUGAGCAUGGGAGAAUUUAUUUUAUAUGUUAUGCAAACCAUCUCAAUUGGGUAAAAUAACUGAUUUAAGGUUAUUUUGUGAUUUUAUUGUUAACCUGGUUGUAAUUAUUAAGUAUAAUUUUUAUAUCUCACAUUUCACAAGGCAUUAUUAUUUACAUAAAACAGUUGCUUAUUACAAUUGCAUUUGAGCUCG